Thamnophis elegans (Western terrestrial garter snake) is the source of this 688-nucleotide messenger RNA. Its product is annotated as lysozyme C, milk isozyme-like. The transcript is spliced from 4 exons. NCBI's taxonomy places the organism in Eukaryota, Metazoa, Chordata, Lepidosauria, Squamata, Natricidae. The record is from RefSeq and is a predicted model, not a curated record. Gene Ontology annotation, molecular function: lysozyme activity. The coding region runs from base 80 to 523 and encodes 147 amino acids.
CCAGUUUCUCAAGCUGUGACUAUAAAAUCCCAUAGUUUUCCUGGGGAAGUCAGACAUCGUCCUCCAAGGAGCUGCAGCAAUGAAGGCAUUAGUGCUCACCCUCCUCUUCCUCUUCAUUGCAGCCAAUGAAGCCAAAGUAUACACCAAAUGUGAACUGGCUUCAAUUCUGAAACGAAGUGGCAUGGAUGGAUAUUAUGGCUACAGUUUGGGCAACUGGAUCUGUAUGGCUUAUUACGAGAGCAGAUACAACAGCAGAACUGUGGGGCCACGAAACUGGGAUGGAAGUCGCGACUAUGGGAUUUUCCAGAUAAACAGCCGUUGGUGGUGCAACAAUAACCAGGGCCGUACAGCUAACGGCUGCAAUAAGGCUUGCAGUGCUUUCACAAAUGAUGACAUCACAGAUGAUAUUGCUUGUGCUAAGAGAAUUGUGCGUGAUCCCAAUAGGAUGGACGCCUGGGUUGCCUGGAGAAACAACUGCAAAGGAAGAAAUCUGUCAAAAUGGACCAGUGGGUGCAGGCUCUGAAUGUGAUGAUCCUUCAUUUCUCUUUCUCCUCCUGUCAUGAAAACAAUAUUAUUCCUUAUAUAACCACACUGAGCAGUUUGAUUCUAUGCCUACACUCCACAUAUUGGGGAGAAUGAGUUUCUUUGCAUACAAACAAUGGUUUUGAAAUGGUUUCUGGGUGGAAGA